UACGGGUGGACGGAUUCGCGCACCUGUUUUACAAGCUUCGUAGAGAUCUCGUAGCGCUACGAAAAGUUUAAGCCACUACGACGUGACAGUUUAACGUGAGAUCAUUUAUUAUUAGUAACUAAUAGUGAUGAUGUAUUUAUGUGGGAAUUAUUUUAAAUAAUUUAAUUUUGGAUGACGAAGUGAGCGCAGCUAAAUGAGCGGCUGGCGCUGCGCAGGAGUAUGCUGGUGCACCUCUUGGUUCUUAGCACCGCUCUAGCGGCGGCGACUAGUGGAAAACAUGGAGGUGUAGAAGUACCAGAGUUCGGGGAGCCAAUCACAAACCUGACAGUCCCUAUCGGCAGAGACGCGACGUUCAAGUGUAUUGUCGUCAAUUUGGGCAAUUAUCGAGUGGGCUGGGUGAAAGCCGAUACAAAAGCCAUACAGGCAAUACAUGAGCACGUCAUUACACACAAUCAUCGGGUGUCUGUCUCCCACGCUGACCAUUCCACGUGGUAUCUGCACAUUAAGAACGUACAAGAAGAAGACCGGGGUCAGUACAUGUGUCAGAUCAACACGGAUCCAAUGAAGAGUCAGAUGGGCUACUUAGAUGUGGUGAUACCUCCUGAUUUCAUACCAGAAGAGACGUCAGGAGACACAAUGGUCCCGGAAGGUGGAAUAGCUAGGGUGUCUUGCAGGGCACGGGGAAUACCACCACCAAGGGUUAUGUGGAAAAGAGAAGAUGGACAGGAUAUUGUUGUAAGGGACAGUACCGGCGCAAAAAUUAAAGUACAUACGUACCAGGGCGAGGUGUUGAAUUUGACCAAGAUAUCACGUUCCGAAAUGGGGACAUAUUUAUGUAUUGCCGGUAAUGGAGUACCGCCCACCGUUAGUAAGAGGAUCCACAUUAGUGUUCACUUUCACCCAGUGAUCCAAGUGCCGAACCAACUGGUAGGAGCGCCUCUCGGCACCGACGUCACCCUAGAGUGUUACGUCGAAUCCUCGCCCAAGUCCAUCAACUACUGGGUCAAAGAUCCAGGUGAAUUGAUUAUACCAUCUGAGCACCACGAGAUGACUGUCAGGCAGAAAUCCAUGUUCGAGGCUGAAAUGUCUAUGACCAUCAAGAAUAUUAGAAGGGAGGAUCUCGGCAGCUAUAUUUGUGUGGCUAAGAACUCCCUCGGUGACGUUGAAAGCAAGAUAAGGUUGUAUGAGAUCCCCGGGAAUAACAGGCACAUUUUUAACUAUCCCGACGAGAGGACAACUUCAGACGAGGAGUACGGCACCGAAAUAUACGAUGAGGAUUUUGAGAAUAAAGUCGAUGAGAAAAGCAAUCGGGUGCCCGAUCGCGCGAAUAAAUGGUACGCAAACGAAGGUAAAAUCAUCCUGACAACACUCAACAACGCUGCCAUUUGUUCCACUACACUGACAAUUACGACUAUUUUCUUACGCUUAAUUAAAUUUCUCCUUUAAACUUGUGCAAAACAGUUUUUUGCCCGGCGACUGAUUUUUAAUUAAACAAAAAGCAAAGUAUUAAUUUCAGUAUUAUAUUCUGGAAAUGUAGAUAGAAAUAAUUUCGGUUGAAAAUUAAUAUUGCAUUGUCUAAGUUACUCCUAGCGUGUAACGUGAUAAUAAUUAGAUUUAAGUAUGUAUAUAAUUUAUUAUGCUAAGGAAGACUAUUAUCUUA
This is a messenger RNA of Pieris brassicae (large cabbage white), 1660 nucleotides long. RefSeq names its product lachesin-like. Gene Ontology annotation, cellular component: neuron projection. The record is from RefSeq and is a predicted model, not a curated record. The transcript is spliced from 9 exons. NCBI's taxonomy places the organism in Eukaryota, Metazoa, Arthropoda, Insecta, Lepidoptera, Pieridae. Bases 220 to 1446 code for a protein of 408 amino acids.